Messenger RNA from Adelges cooleyi (spruce gall adelgid), 2346 nucleotides. RefSeq names its product lachesin-like. The coding region runs from base 339 to 1355 and encodes 338 amino acids. Lineage: Eukaryota; Metazoa; Arthropoda; Insecta; Hemiptera; Adelgidae. Gene Ontology annotation, cellular component: neuron projection. The transcript is spliced from 10 exons. The record is from RefSeq and is a predicted model, not a curated record.
CAGCCCGCUCGCGUGCCGCUUGGAUUGCGUGCUGGUUUCUCGUCAGCACAUGGCCAACUGACGACGUCUUCGCCGUGGAUUCAACAGGAGUUAUUCCAAAGUUUGGCGAUGACCUCAACAACGUUACAGUUCCUGUUGGUCGUGAAGCUGUGUUUAUAUGCAAUGUUGAUGGACUAGCUACGUAUAAGGUGGCUUGGUUGCGAGUCGACACACAAACGAUUUUAACUAUUCACAGCCACGUGAUUACGAAAAAUCACAGGAUCGCCGUCACCCACAGCGAUCAUCGAAUAUGGUAUUUACAUAUUCGUGAAGUCAGAGAGGCAGAUAGAGGAUGGUAUAUGUGUCAAAUCAAUACCGACCCCAUGAAGAGCCAACAGGGUUACUUGGAAGUAGUUGUGCCUCCAGAUAUUUUGGACUACCCGACCAGCACUGACAUUGUAGCUAGGGAAGGUGGAAAUGUAUCAAUGCAGUGUGCGGCGUCCGGAUUCCCUACGCCCAGCAUCACAUGGAGAAGAGAAAACGGGGAAUUUAUUUUAAAGAAAACUCCUGGACUCUCCGUGGCUACAGUUGACGGACCUUGGCUGAAUAUUUCAAAAGUAAACCGUUUACAUAUGGGCGCGUAUUUGUGUAUAGCUUCAAACGGUAUUCCUCCAUCCGUUAGCAAACGUAUAAUGUUAAUCGUGCACUUCCCUCCAAUGAUAUGGAUACAGAAUCAGUUGGUUGGAGUUCAAGAGGGCGAUUCAGUUACUCUAGAAUGUCACUCAGAGGCGUAUCCAAAAUCAAUAGAUUUCUGGACCAAAGAUAAAACCACUAUAAUAUCGAAUGGCACAAAAUAUCACACGGUCCUGGACGAGAGCACGUAUAAAACGCACAUGAAGCUGACAAUACAAUCGGUAACACCGUCGGACUUUGGCACGUACCAAUGUAUUUCCAAAAACUCAUUAGGUGACACGGACGGAGGCAUCAAACUGUACGGAUUACCAAGACCGACGACCACGACAACUACAACCACGACGACGACGACGACGACGACAACGGUGGCUCCGACCACAAGAAAAGCCAUUGCCACUACCACCGGCAAACCGUCGUCGAAGCAUGUCGGCAGGGUGCCCGCCAACGACGUGGACCGGAGCCCGACGUCGAAGAAGACCGGAAAAGACGCCGCCAACGGUGCUAAUAAGAGGCAGCGGACCGGAGGAGAACGGCAAACUUCUCGGACCGCCGCCGCCGUCGACGAUAACAAUGGGGCAUCGGCUGUAGGCAAAAAGCAAACAAACGGAUCAAAUACUGUGCAUUCGGCUCUUGGGAUAACAGCAGUUUGGAUUAUUUUACAAAGGAUUUCUCGGAUACUAUGAAUCCGUUGGCCGACACGAAAAGUACCACAAGAAGAAAAUAUGAAAACAAAGAAAAAAAUAUAAUAUAUAUAAAAAAAAAAUGUUCUCGUUGUUUUAUACACAUAUUUUAUACGUAUCAUUACGCCACAUAAUCUGUAGCGUGCAAGUCAUUUUGUAUAUUAUAACCGCAUGUAUGAGUCAUAACGCAGUUAAGGGGGAAAUACAAAAGUGAAAACAAAAACUCGGAUAUAAAUUAUGUACAUAUGGUGUGAACUAAACACCACUCUCGCUUGGCUAGACUUGGACAUUGCAAUGCACCGCGGAGGAGAUUUUUAAGGAUGCAGUGUAUUUUCUCCGCUAAUGGUCCACGGCAGAAUAAAUAAUUUCUGUCCGGGGUUCGGAUGCAACGCUGCCUGUGUUCGGUUAUAAAAGUGUCCCUCGGGAAACGGGAGAAAAAAAAGGUAAAAAUGAAACACCCAGAAAUGGCAAUCAUUACAUUUCUUUCUGCCACCACACGCUUGUACCGUCCAAUCUCGUUUUCUUGCGUACUACGGCGGCCGUCAUCCGUUAAGGAAAACAGUCUUUUAUGAGCUUACAUUUUUUUCCUUGUCGAAACAUUGUUAGCAUAAUAUACAAUAAUAUAAUAAUAGUGAAAAAUAAUGACUCCCCGAAAGAAUUUCCAUUGCCCGAGAUGGUAUUUUUUUCUCGUCGGCGCAAUAAUCCGAAAUAAAAAUAAACAUAAGUCGAAAAUCGUGAGAAUAAAAUAUAAUAUCUUGUAUUGUUUUCCUGCUCUUAAGCGUGCACCGCUGGUUUACUUGUUAAAUUUUAAACGUAUACAAAAAAAUACUGUUAAAAUGAUACCCUUGUUAUCCUAUUAAAUGAAUACCUAUGUAAGUCCGUAGUGAUUAGAUUAACAACUAUUUAUAAAUUGUAUAUGUAGCUUCAGUUUGAUUUCAAAACUUUAAAUUUAAUUUUAGUCGACAUAAUUAUUUUAAAAUUUCAGUAAGUUGUA